Molecule: messenger RNA, 988 nt
Organism: Zeugodacus cucurbitae (melon fly)
Lineage: Eukaryota; Metazoa; Arthropoda; Insecta; Diptera; Tephritidae
Gene: Vps28
Product: vacuolar protein sorting-associated protein 28 homolog
Exons: 1
Coding region: 132-764 (210 amino acids)
Biological process (GO): protein transport to vacuole involved in ubiquitin-dependent protein catabolic process via the multivesicular body sorting pathway
Cellular component (GO): ESCRT I complex
Molecular function (GO): protein-containing complex binding
Source: RefSeq, a predicted model, not a curated record
CACUUCUUGUAUCUGUCAUUAAAAAUAUCAACAUUAAAUUAAUUCGUCAUCUACUAGAAAAAUUUUCUUUGCUAUUUAUAUUCCUUUGUCCUGGAAAAUAAUAUCGUUGUUAUUUUUUGGUUAGUAGCACAAUGCAAGAUAACUGUCCCGAAUUGUAUGAAGAGGUCAAACUCUAUCGGAAUGCUCGUGAACGUGAAAAAUACGACAACAUGGCUGAUUUGUACGCGAUCAUCAAUACUCUUCAACAGCUGGAGAAGGCGUAUAUACGCGACUGUAUCACUCCACAGGAAUAUACUGCAGCUUGUUCCAAAUAUUUAGUGCAAUACAAAGUUGCAUUCAAGCAAGUUCAAUGUGAUGAAUACCCCAGUGUAGACAUAUUUGUAAAAAAAUUCCGAUUAGACUGCCCGGCAGCUUUGGAAAGAAUACGAGAAGAUAGACCUAUUACAAUUAAAGAUGAUAAAGGGAACACAUCCAAAUGUAUAGCAGAAAUAGUGUCCCUCUUCAUAACCAUCAUGGAUAAACUGCGACUUAAGAUGGACACAAUGGAUGCUUUACAACCAGACGUGAAAGAUUUGGCUGAUAAUAUGAACCGCCUUUCAUUGAUUCCGAGAGAUUUUGAAGCAAAGCAAAAAGUAGAAACUUGGCUCAGCACUUUAAACGAUAUGCAUGCUUCCGAUGAGUUAUCGGAAGCACAGGUCCGUCAAUUUCUAUUUGAUUUGGAAUCGGCUUAUGCUGACUUCACUAAAUUAUUGCAUAGCCAAUAGCUAAUUCGUGUGUCAACACAGUAUUUACAAUAGAAAUCCAGAAAUUGAAUUAUAUAUGUAUACAAAAGUUAAUCUCAUAGCCGUUAUAGAAAUAAGUUUUAUUUUGUGAUUGAAUUAUUAAAAACUUAUUUGCAUAAUUCAUUAAGCGACUUCUUAAAAAAAAAAUAAAAAGAGAUAUUGUACACAUGUGGUAAUAAAAAUAUAGCAUAAAGUAAACUCGUUAA